AUGUCUACCCUCUCACAUUACAACCGUACUGAAGGCAGACCAAAGAUAUGGACGUUGGUAGUCGGUUACCUGCUGAUGGUUUCAUUCAAGUGGAAUAUAAGCACUGAACGUUACUUAAAAGCAAUCUCUGUCCCUGUCUGGAUUAUGCUGCUUUUUCACUUAGCUUCUGUGGCAGGUUCCUGGAGAAUUCCUGUGUUUCUGGUUAUAGUUGUUCUGAUGACUGUAGGCAUGUUGCACGAACAGCAGAAUGGAAAGGAGUCUCCUGGGGCAGAGCUUCCUGGUCAGAUGAUUUCCAUUGCUGCUUCAACAAUUGCCAUGGCAAUUUCAAUGACAGAAGAUGAGUCCAAUAAUGAACGUUCCUCGCAACCCUCAGGAGCAACAGAAGGUGAUCAGCCUCCACAUGCUUCAUCAUCUUUCUCCUCCUCUUCAUCUUCUUCUGGGAGCAGACAAAGACCUGAGAUUGGAUCUUUUCUUAGAAAAAAGAAAACUAGUGAUAUCUACUUUGUUACACUUGUGUGGGCCAUCGUCAUUGUCCAGAUCUGGCUAAAUUUCUGGAUUGUGCAGCUAUUGCCAGUGCCUUUUGCAGUUUGGGCACUUAAAAAACUCGUGGUUCAUUUUGGAGUUUUGAACUUCAUGGCAAACCAUUGCAGAAGUUGGUGGCAACUUGUUGAAAAUUUUGUGAAGGAACGUCAGGAAGCUCUUGCUCCACGGCCCAUCAGAGGGCUCGGAAGAGUCAUGCUAAAGCUUGACAGUAAGCUGUGGCACUGGCUUAAUAAGAAGAUGAUCGUGUGGUUGGAGAAAAUGCUAGAUAAAAUAAUCAGCAUUUUCAUAAUAUUUUUGCUAGUGAUAGGAACCCUUCUGCUAGCCCUGCUCCUUACUGCAAAGGUACAUCAAGAGAGCGUUCACAUGAUUCAAGUCACAAGCAGCUUGAUCAAUGAGACAGUAGCCAGUCACCCAGAAUGGGCAAACUGGCUUCCAGAAGCACAGGUUAUUCAGAAGGCACUCAAUUCAGCGGCUAAUAAUGUAUACCAAUAUGGCCGAGAAUGGAUUACACAUAAGCUCCACAAGAUUUUAGGAGAAAAAGUGAAUAACACCGCUGUGAUUGAAAAACAAGUGCUAGAGCUCUGGGACAGGCUUUAUCACUCUUGGUUUGUGAAGAAUAUAACACAUUCUGGAAGACACAAAGGACACAAAUGGCACAUAAACCGUCAAAACAGCUGGCUUGGUGAUAUUCUGGACUGGCAAGAUGUUGCAUCAUUUGUUCAUGAUAACAUUGAAACAUUUCUUUCGAUCCUGGAGUCUCUGUGGAUAGUGAUGAGUCGCAAUGUGAGCCUCUUAUUUACUACAGUUACAACAUUAGUGACAAUCCUCUUCCAUAGUGGGACAGCUCUUCUCAAUUUUGUGCUUUCAGUGGUGAUUUUUCUGACCACACUUUUCUACCUAUUGAGUUCCAGUGAUGAGUAUUACAAGCCAGUAAAGUGGGUGAUAAGCCUGACGCCUUUGUCUCAGCCAGGUCCCUCCUCAAAUAUAGUUGGCCAAUCUGUGGAGGAAGCAAUAAGAGGUGUAUUUGAUGCUUCCCUCAAAAUGGCUGGGUUUUAUGGACUCUACACUUGGCUGACUCACACUAUAUUUGGGAUUAACAUAGUCUUCAUACCAUCUGCAUUAGCAGCAAUCCUUGGAGCAGUGCCGUUUCUGGGGACGUACUGGGCAGCCAUCCCUGCAGUCCUAGAUUUGUGGCUUGUGCAGGGACAGGGAUGCAAAGCCAUUUUGCUCUUGGUUUUUCACCUCUUGCCAACCUAUUUUGUAGACACAGCAAUUUAUUCAGAUAUAUCGGGAGGUGGUCAUCCUUACCUGACAGGUCUCGCGGUAGCUGGUGGAGCAUAUUACCUGGGACUGGAAGGAGCCAUCAUAGGACCAAUUCUACUUUGUAUACUUGUGGUUGCUUCCAACAUAUAUAGUGCCAUGUUGGUGAGUCCAACAAAUUCCGUGCCCACUCCAUCACAAGCAGCAUGGCCGUUACAGAUUUACCGGUCAUCUAGAGAGAGUCCUGAGGAGAUAAAAAUGGCUGCAGAGUGAUGAAGGUGCUGCACGUAGUCAGCAUUAGAGAAUCGCUGUCUUCUGUCUUGAGUUCACAACAGCCGUGGCCUCCUGUCCUUUGCCAGCUGUGCCUGGGGGCAGCUCACAGGGAAGCAUAGCUUGCGUUUUAGGAGAGAACACUUCUCAAACAUCUGCUGGCCUUACAUUAUUGUGCACUUUGCCUCUAUCGAGAGAGAAUGUCUACUUCCCGUGGCUUUACACACUAACACACGGUUC
This is a messenger RNA of Charadrius vociferus (killdeer), 2313 nucleotides long. RefSeq names its product transmembrane protein 245 (gene TMEM245). Bases 1 to 2076 code for a protein of 691 amino acids. NCBI's taxonomy places the organism in Eukaryota, Metazoa, Chordata, Aves, Charadriiformes, Charadriidae. The record is from RefSeq and is a predicted model, not a curated record. The transcript is spliced from 18 exons.